AACACAAUCUCGCUUCCUGUUGUUCGCGACGUCCUCCAUGGUGUCAUUGUAGCUUUAGCUGAGGUUGAACUUCCAAUAACUAAUAAACAAUGUCUGGCUACACUCCAGACGAGAAGCUCCGUGUCGAUCAGCUCACGAAGCUCCGCAGGCAGUGGCUGAAGGACCAGGAGCUCAGCCCCAGGGAGCCUGUCGUUCAGGCUAAACCUCCCGGCCCCGUUGCCAGGUUUUGGGCAGGUUUUCUGGAACCCAAGAGCCUGUGGCGGCUUUACACGUACAAAGCCUACAAAGGUGGUGUUUUCACAUUAACACGUUUGUUGAUACCAGCUUGGGUCGUCCACUACUACGUGAAAUACCAUGUUGCACAAAGGCCCUAUGGCAUUGUGGAAUUGAAGCCCAAGCUUUUCCCGGGUGACAUGAUUCUGGAGACGGGCGAAGUUGUCCCAGACCUACCUGAAAGCCACGGUCACCAUUGAAAUGGAAAUGUACUGAGUAUUUGUUGUAAAGAACUGUGAAUAUGCCAUUAAAAAUAUUAAUAAAUCA
Molecule: messenger RNA, 540 nt
Organism: Dunckerocampus dactyliophorus (ringed pipefish)
Lineage: Eukaryota; Metazoa; Chordata; Actinopteri; Syngnathiformes; Syngnathidae
Gene: ndufb6
Product: NADH:ubiquinone oxidoreductase subunit B
Exons: 4
Coding region: 90-473 (127 amino acids)
Biological process (GO): mitochondrial electron transport, NADH to ubiquinone; mitochondrial ATP synthesis coupled electron transport
Source: RefSeq, a predicted model, not a curated record